AUGGCGGACGUUGGCGACGAGACCUCCCACGUCCAGGAGCCUCUUGACCUGGUCAAGCUCCUGCUCGAUGAGGUAGUUUUCGUCAAGCUCAGAGGCGACCGUGAGCUUAAGGGCCGGCUUCAUGCAUACGACAGUCAUUGCAACUUGGUGCUGGGGGAGGUCGAGGAGACCAUCUACGUCGUCGAUGAGGAUGAGGAGGAAGAGGAGGUGAAGACCAUCAGCCGCAAGUCUGAGAUGCUGUUUGUUCGAGGCGAUAGUGUCGUUCUCAUCUCCCCUCAGGGAUCUUCAUAG
Messenger RNA from Colletotrichum aenigma, 291 nucleotides. RefSeq names its product putative U6 snRNA-associated Sm-like protein LSm3 (gene lsm3). The record is from RefSeq and is a predicted model, not a curated record. Gene Ontology annotation, biological process: P-body assembly; mRNA splicing, via spliceosome. Gene Ontology annotation, cellular component: U6 snRNP; precatalytic spliceosome; catalytic step 2 spliceosome. The transcript is spliced from 4 exons. Bases 1 to 291 code for a protein of 96 amino acids. Gene Ontology annotation, molecular function: RNA binding. Lineage: Eukaryota; Fungi; Ascomycota; Sordariomycetes; Glomerellales; Glomerellaceae.